Messenger RNA from Rubroshorea leprosula, 1108 nucleotides. Lineage: Eukaryota; Viridiplantae; Streptophyta; Magnoliopsida; Malvales; Dipterocarpaceae. The record is from the annotation of a GenBank genome assembly.
AUAAAUCCUCUGCAUUUUCAUAACAGAAACUAACUCUUUUAGUCUUAAGUCUUAACUGUACAGAAGGGAAGUUCGAAGCUUGGGAACAAAAACUCAGACUUUAACACAACACAAAACACAGAGAUUAAACCAUGAACAGGAAGCUUUCCACGCUCCUCAAGAUCCUUCUUUUUCUCUUUGCCCUCAAUUCAAUCUCCCUCUACUUCUACUUCUACUUCUCCUCUCACUCCGCCGCUCCCCACCUCCCAGAGACCCAGCAAAACCCGUUAAACACGUCCCAGUUCUCCAAACCAUGGCCUAUACUUCCCUCUUACCUCCCCUGGUCUGAGACCUCUGAUGUCGGAUAUAGAUCUUGUGAGGCCUAUUUUGGGAAUGGUUUCACAGAGGUCAUUGAGGUUAUCCCACCGAAGCCGGCGGCGAGAUCCAGUGGCGGCUGGUUCAGAUGCCACUACUCUCGUACUCUCCGGUGCUCUGUUUGUGAGGGUGGGAAAAUAAGGAUGGAUCCUGGGAAGAUCAGGAUGUCCAAGGGAGGGGAGAGAUUAGAGGAGGUUAUGGGGAGAGGGGAGGAGGAGGAGCUGCCUGAGUUUGAAGACGGGGCGUUUCAGGUGGAUGGCGGAAGUGGGAAGAAGCAGAGCAGGCUUGUGAGUGAGGAAUUCUUGGAUCAGUAUGUUCCUGUUGGGGGUAUCUUGAGACACACUAUGAGGGGCUUGAUCAAGUCGAUUCAAGUUGCUGAUGAAAAUGAUUUUAAUUGUGAGGAGUGGGUAGAGGAGCCUACACUUUUGGUUACACGAUUUGAGUAUGCAAACAUUUUCCACACUGUGACAGAUUGGUAUAGUGCAUACGUGUCUUCAAGGGUUACUGCUUUGCCCAAUCGGCCACAUGUGGUUUUUGUAGAUGGCCACUGUGAGGUAUGUGUUCUUUAAAUUCUCGAGUUUGUUGCUUCUAGAAGUGUUGUUGAUCAUACUUCUGUUAUAUAUCUGUGCUUGAAAUAUCUCCAGUCUUGCUUUUGGUGGUGUUGCUCAUCCUGACUCUGUUAGAGUUAUUGUUGCCUUAGUAGAUAUUAUACAUUAGUAGUGUUAACACGAAAAAACAAAUGGAACUGAGAACC